AUGCUGCCCCGCGGCUGGCGCCGCCUCUCCUGCUGCCGGCUCCUGCUGCUGCAGAACCGUUUGAACGAUAUCUUGGAUGGCCACCACCACGCCGACUCCAAGGUGCUGACUUUGUUCUUCUACAGGCUGGCCCCGGCCUGGAACGGCAAUGAUGGCAACGGCACGGACAUCUACACCGAUCUGACCGUCUGGGACUUUGGCACGCGCUUCUAUGCCAUGUCCACCGACAUCGUACAGAACUACUACCAAUGGCGAGACCGAGGUGUACGAAUUGCAGAUACGGCAGCGGGGCAGUUCCUGUUGAAGAGCGGCCCCGACCUGUGGCGUUUGUCUCGCCAGAUCUUGGACGCCUUGUUGUACGAGGCAGCGGACAAUGUGCACUGGGUGGACACGCUGCAGCUGGUCUUCUUGGCGGUUGAGGGCACGGUCAUCAGUUCAAUGGCGGCACUGUACCUGGCAUAUCUGCUGCGUGCUGUGGCAGCGCAGCGGCACAAGCUGUACAGCACCUUCUUGGUUGUGCCCCUGGUAGGCUACCGAUCUAUCUAUCUAUCUAUCUAUCUAUCUAUCUAUCUAUCUAUCUAUCUAUCUAUCUAUCUAUCUAUCUAUCUAUCUAUCUAUCUAUCUAUCUAUCUAUCUAUCUAUCUAUUUAUCUAUCUAUCUAUCUAUCUAUCUACUAUCUAUCUAUCUAUCUAUCUAUCUAUCUUUCCAAUAGCUGGCACAAAAUGGCGCAUCAUCUCGAUACGCAUACAGGGUCUCACACGAGCGCUGGCCUCCCAAAAUACCAACUUAUUGGUCGACGAUGACGACGAGGACGACCUCAGCGAUGAGGAUGAGCGUGCUGCCGGGGCAAUUACAGAAGACGAAAUGGACGCAGCUGACGGCGUUGCUGCCAAGGCCAAGCGCCGCGCCACCCUCAAUAUCUCAGAGGUAGCCUCGCCCUUGACGGGCGACGGCGCAGAGGGCGCAGCCUCGCGUCGUAUAUUGGGCCGCACAUCCAGUGCCCGUGGCGGCAGUGGCGGCGGCGCCAUGGGUGGCGGUGAAGGUGGUGUGGCGGAGCGCGGUCUAUCCAGCGAGAGGCUCCUGCGGCAGCGCUCCAUGACAGCGGACUCGGUGGAAGGCAGGCAAUCAAGCUGGGCCGGUUUCCGGCUGUUCCAAUACCUGCGAGCAAUCACCCGGCGAGGCCGGGGUGUGGUACCACUGCCACAAACCAACAGCUUGACAACCGCCGUGGCGCUGCCCCCCAGCAAGCGCACGCUCAAGGACGACUCGCACGAGACGUUUAUCAUGAUGACGCCCUUCGUUUUCUGGUCUGCGGUGGUCAUCACCAUCUACUCUGUCGCCGUGAUCUAUUUGAAGGGUGUUGUGGAGGUGGUCGCAAUCCACUCUGUUUCCAACUUCAUGUCGGCCCGGACGUACCGUACGGUCUUCUUCAGCCAGGAGCUGGCCGUGGUUGAGGACCCGGCGCUGCUGCCUGCACGCCGCGCUGCACUCUUAACGGCGAUGAAACAGAUGCGGGACGCAUGGUACACUCUCCAGCUCGGGGAGAACGCCUACAGGGCUGCAGGAGCAGGAUCCACUACGGAGCGCUUUCCGCUGGUCAAGGAUGGCUUGGCAUACGCAUCGCCAGAGCUGGCGAGCGUCUUUUACGGCACCGGCAGGUGUCAUCGAACCCAUGAAAACCUGCCCUGUUUGGGUCCCGAGAGCCCCUUCUACCAAAUCACUCACACGGGGUUGGACAGUAUGAUGCAGCACUUCAUGAUGCGGGUGUCAGACAUGGCCAGAAAUCAGAGCAAGACGCUGGGGGGCCUUACGGACGCGAACUUCAAUUUUAUAUACAACGUCGGAUCGAAGGACCUCUUGGACGGCACCGUCACCGUGGAGGUGCUGCAUUACGACACCAUUACCGCUCUCUUCCACCGCAUUCUGGUCCUGCAUGUGGUCCUGUUCCUCGUCCUGUGGAUAGUCUUCGCCGGCUUCCUCAUCUUGCUGCUUAACCCGCUGCUCAAACGCAUCUCAAAAGAGCGUCGCCGCAUCGCGGAGUUGAUGAGUCAGCUGCCCCUGGAGCUUGAUGUGGAGAGGCUGGUGGCUAGGGCGCUGGGCACCCUGACGGCGCCAGGCGGCCCUGGCGCACCGGGGGCCGGUCUGGGUGCAGGCGCUCUCUCGGCGGGGCAGCUGUCUGACAUUGGUGUUGAAGCGGCCGAUGAGCCUCCGGGCAAGGGAGAUGCCGCCAGCAGAUGGAAGGCGAUUAUCAGGUUGGCCGGAUUGGCAAGUAGUACGGAUGGUCCCGCAUGCACGUGCGGGACACAGUAUCUCAACGUGCUUACCUGCCAGACAAAGCAACCAUGCAUGGUCGCCUUUGUUUGCUUCGCUGCUUAUUUGCCCUGCAUAUACCAUUGUGAUCACGUGAGUUACUAUCGAGUUCAGCUAGCUUCGAAGACGUUAUAG
Volvox carteri f. nagariensis is the source of this 2445-nucleotide messenger RNA. RefSeq lists its product as uncharacterized. The transcript has 21 exons. NCBI's taxonomy places the organism in Eukaryota, Viridiplantae, Chlorophyta, Chlorophyceae, Chlamydomonadales, Volvocaceae. Bases 1 to 2445 code for a protein of 814 amino acids. The record is from RefSeq and is a predicted model, not a curated record.